Messenger RNA from Neohortaea acidophila, 2002 nucleotides. Its product is annotated as Alpha/Beta hydrolase protein. Bases 86 to 1786 code for a protein of 566 amino acids. The transcript has 5 exons. The record is from RefSeq and is a predicted model, not a curated record. NCBI's taxonomy places the organism in Eukaryota, Fungi, Ascomycota, Dothideomycetes, Mycosphaerellales, Teratosphaeriaceae.
UGUAUAUCUCCGCUUUCCUUCCAUCCUCGUCUCUGUCCUCUUCCUCUCAUCUUCCUCGUCCAUCACAGUAUCGUAGACAUUAGCUAUGAUGAUGUCUCUCCGAAACUGGCUGCUUGGCACCGCUGUCUUUGCAUCGCUCGCAUCAGCCACGCCGGCGCCGAACUAUGGUGGCAGCAAUUCCUCCGGCAGCCUUCCCGUCGUUAAUCUAGGUUACGAAAAGCAGAGGGCGACACUCUACAACUCUACCGGCGGCUACUACAACUUCAGUAACAUUCGCUAUGCUGCACCACCAGUAGGCGAUCUACGUUUCGCCGCUCCUCAAGCUCCUGCAAAGAAUCUUUCAGUCGUACAGACCGGCAGCCCCGGUCGUAUCUGCCCGCAAGCUGAUCCAGCCUGGUUGUUGAUUGCUGAACAAUUUCUCCCACUCUACUUAGGCCAGGGCCAGACUCAAUUCAACUCGUCUUCCUUCAACGUGUCCAGCUCCGGCGGCCUCCCUGCUGUGGAUCCCCGCACCACGGAAGACUGUCUGUUCCUGGACGUCGUCGUCCCCAAGGCCAUUUUCGACAAUGCUGGCAAAGGCAAAGGCGCGCCCGUGCUCGUCUGGAUCUACGGCGGCGGCUACACGGCUGGAGACAAGACCGACUCUGGCAGCUCCGCGGGAUUGAUCCUUCGGAGCCAGAGCAAUAACUCCACUGGCGUCAUCUACGUCGCGAUGAACUACCGCCUUGGAGCGUUUGGAUGGCUGUCAGGCCCGACGUUUCAGGAAAAUGGUACGGCGAAUGCAGGAUUGUACGACCAGCGUUUCGCCUUGGAAUGGGUGCAAAAACACAUUUCCAAGUUCGGAGGCGAUCCCUCGCGCGUGACAGUGUUUGGAGAGAGUGCCGGCGGCGGCUCCGUCAUGCAUCAGAUCACGGCGUAUGGCGGAGCGAAGCCGGUGCCGUUCCAGCAGGCCCUCACGCAGUCCCCCGGUUUCCAGCCUUUGGCGUCGAACAACCAAAACGAGCAAAUCUUCAACGAUUACUUGGCAAUUCUGAAUGUGUCAACGCUUCAGGAGGCGCGCUCGCUCCCCUUUGAGACUUUGAUGACGGCGAAUACCAUCCAGGUCGGGCAAUCGAAGUAUGGGUUUUUCGUAUACGGUCCGGCUGUCGAUGGAGACUUUGUUCCUGCUCUGGCCGGCGAGCUUCUCCUUCAUGGACAGUACGCCAAGAACCUCAGCAUCAUGGUCGGGCAUAACUUGGAUGAGGGAUUGCUCUUCACAUCGCCGUACAACAGCAACAAUUCCGCGGUCGAGGAAUCGCUGUUGACAGCGCUACCGACCCUGGUCGGUCUGCCCAAUGUGACAGACUACAUCCUCAACACCCUGUACCCACCAAUCUUCGACGGCAGCCAGGCACAGGGCUACACCAACCAAAUCGCCCGCGCAGCAGCCAUCAGCUCAGAACUAAUCUUCACAUGCAACACCUUCUACCUGGACAAGGCGUUCAACAACAACACGCACGCCUACUACUUCACCAUCUUUCCCGGCUUGCACGGCAUGGACAUCCCCUACACGUACUUCAACGGGCCAAGUCCGAGUGUCCUGAAUGACACGGUCGCCACGACGUUGCAGCAGUACAUUACGCGCUUUGCCGAGACUGGAAAUCCCAACUCCCCAAGAGCCCCGUACUUCCCGGUGUAUGGAAGCAACGCUACUGUGCAGGAUUUGAAUAUUAGCUCUAUCACGCAGGUGAGGGAUCCGGCGGCGAACUACCGUUGUGACUUCUGGCAAAAGGCGUUGUAUCAGUAGUCGUGUGUCGUGUGUCGUGUGGUCAUGGUUAUAUAUCAUCAUAAUCUUAAUGACGGAUGGUCACCCACGUGCAUCGCCAGGACGAUUCGGCUAGCUGGCCGCCUUCCCCACAAGGAAGCGAGGCAGAGCCGCGUUGCGCGGGGGCGAGAGCGACUGGUCUAAGCUCAAGCUAUGAUGUCAAGCUCCAUCACCCAUGCCUUUUGUUUCCCAUUGCCC